AUGUUCCGAUUCAUGACACAGAUCGGGCCUACAAAUACCAAGUUUGUCCGUUCGUUAGACAUCUGGGUACCAUAUAUCGCUGAACUCUCGCCAUGGCUAACAUUGCUCAAUACAUUAUCGAAAGAAGCCACUGGCCUUCGCUUUAUUGAGCUUGCAUGGGGCGCAAAUUGCGAAUCUAAUCUGAUGCGUGAGAGGGGGGCCAAAGAAAGAGGGUUGGGUGACAAUGUUCUCUUCGUAUGUGCUUUGGCCGAGAUUCAAGGGCUUGAGAAGAUUCACCUCAAAGGCUAUUAUGCUAAGCAUUGGCCUUCUUACCUGAUGGCGGUCACGGGUGCCCGGGUGCAAGCUGAAUGUGGACAACGUCAUGAACCGGGGCCUGAUGAUGAUGCUGCGACUAUUCAGUUGAUACAGGAUGCUAAUGAGAGAAGUUUGUGGAGGUUCAGGGAUUAUCAGAGGGGAACAGAGGAUUUAGUUCCAUAG
Messenger RNA from Penicillium longicatenatum, 477 nucleotides. RefSeq lists its product as uncharacterized. NCBI's taxonomy places the organism in Eukaryota, Fungi, Ascomycota, Eurotiomycetes, Eurotiales, Aspergillaceae. The record is from RefSeq and is a predicted model, not a curated record. The transcript has a single exon. Bases 1 to 477 code for a protein of 158 amino acids.